This is a messenger RNA of Hibiscus syriacus, 761 nucleotides long. RefSeq names its product leucine-rich repeat protein 1-like. Bases 1 to 684 code for a protein of 227 amino acids. The transcript is spliced from 6 exons. The record is from RefSeq and is a predicted model, not a curated record. Gene Ontology annotation, molecular function: protein binding. NCBI's taxonomy places the organism in Eukaryota, Viridiplantae, Streptophyta, Magnoliopsida, Malvales, Malvaceae.
AUGGCGGCACCGAUCUGGCUAUGGGCUUUCUCUGUGUCGCUGGCUCUGAUUCCAUCUGCUUUUGGAAACUCCGAGGGAGAUGCUCUUUACACGUUGAGAAAAAGUUUAGUGGAUCCGGAUAACGUGCUCCACAGCUGGGAUCCCAACCUUGUUAACCCUUGUACUUGGUUCCACGUUACUUGUAACCAAGAUAGUCGAGUUACCCGAGUAGAUUUAGGUAAUUCCAACCUGUCUGGACAUUUGGUACCUGAGCUUGGGAAGCUUGAGCAUUUGCAGGAAUCUGUAUGUUCUUUCCCCUUUAACCUUUGCCCACUUCUGCCCUUAGCGGAACUUUACAAAAACAACAUCCAAGGAACCAUCCCUGUUGAACUUGGGAACUUGAACAGCCUCAUCAGUUUGGACCUAUAUAACAACAUCUCAGGGACCAUUCCCCGGUCACUUGGGAAACUGAAGCAUCUUGUAUUCUUGCGGCUUAAUGACAACAAGUUAACUGGACCUAUCCCUAGGGAACUUGGUGGUGUUUCAAGCCUCAAAGUUGUUGAUGUCUCAAACAAUGAUUUGUGUGGACCAAUUCCUACCAGUGGACCAUUUGAGCACAUUCCUCUAAACAACUUCGAGAAAAACCCUCGCCUGGAAGGUCCCGAGCUUCUGGGGCUCGCAAGUUACGACACAAACUGCUCGUGAAGUACAGGUUGAUGUUAUAAAGCUUGGAGUUGAAUAUGUACUCACAAGGUUUUAAGCAUAUUAUCACACGGUAUAAU